AUGCUAAUUUUAAUUUUCCGUACAAUAUCCAAAGCCAACAUCAGAAUUAAAGUUGGAGCAUCACCUAAGGACAACAAGAAAAAUUAUUUAAAACUCAAAAUUUUUGCAAAAAGGGUAUCGAUGAAUUUAGAAAUCAUUUGUGUGUUCAUAAAAAAGAAAGAUUUAAAGCUUCCUAAUAUCGGUGAAGCAUUAAUUUUUAAGGUUGAAGCAAAUUGCACUAGAAAUUAA
Clunio marinus is the source of this 228-nucleotide messenger RNA. The record is from the annotation of a GenBank genome assembly. Lineage: Eukaryota; Metazoa; Arthropoda; Insecta; Diptera; Chironomidae.